AUGAACGAAGACGUCAGGCGACAAGAUUUGUCUGCAAAAUGGAAUCUUUUUCUAGAAUCAAAUAACACAGACUUGCUGCUGAAGUUCACAAAAGGGUUUGCUGAAGUGUAUAGUCAGUACUUUGAUCCAGACUUCCAAACAUUAAGUGAAGG
Candidula unifasciata is the source of this 152-nucleotide messenger RNA. NCBI's taxonomy places the organism in Eukaryota, Metazoa, Mollusca, Gastropoda, Stylommatophora, Geomitridae. The record is from the annotation of a GenBank genome assembly.